AUGUUCCGUUUUCCUACGGGCGUCUCUGGCCUCUCCCACGUGGCGGGAUGCAAUUCGCAGGACGAGGUAAGGCGAUCGUCGUGGGCCCCCACAUUUUCGCGAAGAGGAAACCGACGCAAUCGAACUCCGGCGAAACUGCGCUCUCCGGCCGCCAAUGGAGGGAAGCAUCUCAGGAGACGCGCUGACGUGGGGGCCGUGGACUACAUCACGGCGGACAUCAUCGGCGUCGUUCUACACCUCAUGCCGUGCGCCGUUGACCGCCACAGGGUGCGCUCCGUCUGCCGCUGGUGGCGCGCCGCCGCGGCCAUGCAGCGCCCGCCACCGUCCUUCCCUAUGCUCGUGUUAUCCCGGUUCAGCUUCGCCAGCUUCUCCAGUUUCUCGCCCGCCAUGGUGAUGACCGCCUUGCGCCGCAUCCCGCUGCCUUCGGACGUGAGCAUCCGCUGGGUGGGAUCGUUCGACCAGUGGCUCGUGGGAACGCGACCCGGUAGGGAAUGCGAGGAUGCAGACGGCCGUUGCUUCUUGGUGAAUGCCUUCUCAGGGAAGACGAUGAAUCUACCAGCGCCGUGUGCCUUCCAUUUCUUCGAUUACUUCCGCAAGACUCUCCCCAUCGUCAACACCUCGGGCUUUAUCAACAUCGUUAUCCACGAUCGGGAGUACUCCAUGCGCUUCAGAAAGGUGGUCUUAUCUGCUUCACCUGCCUCUGGCUCAAUGUGCAUCGUGGCUGCCAUUUCUGGUUGCGCCCUUGCUCUUUGGCACCCUGGGAUGACUUCGUGGUGCACGUGCAGGAGCUUAUACGUCAACAAUUCAACUGACAUUGCCUUCUAUCAAGGGAAGAUCUACAUGAUCUGCAGAUACUCUCGACAUAUCGUGUUCUUUGAGCCUGAAGAGGUUGAUGGCAGAGUUAUGGUAUCACAUGUUGAGCAGUGUAUUACAGAGCCACUGCCCCUAGUCGAGGGUUGUGAGAUAGACAAAUGCAACAUAGUGGAAUGGCGUGGGAAACUAGUGCUGAUCAUCAGAUAUGCAGAUAGUGACUGCGCAAACAAAGUGAUUCAGAAAAUUGGAAUAUAUUCUCUGGACUUCAGCACAAACCCUCACAGCCUCACUGAGUUAAACAGCCUGGAUGGUGAUUGUCUCUUCAUUAGUUCGUGCAGCAGCAAGUCCUUUCCUGCUUGUCAGUAUGAAGGAGCCAAAGGUGAUUUUGUGUACUUCGUUAGCAACUGUUGGCAAAAGACUACUAGUGACGACCCUUCUUUUAAUGUACUUGUGUACAACGUGAGAGAUGCUACAAUGGCAACAAUCCGUUUUAUGGUACCUAAGGAUAACUUUGAGCCGUUCACGUACAGCCCCUUGUGGCUCUUUCCUCCGUUUUGAAUUCUUCUGAGAGAAUCCGGUCAGAUCAUAUCAAGACUAUGACAGUGCUUAUGUGACCUUAUAUGACUGUGUUCAAGUAAACCCGUGAUGGUGUUCUCUUUCCUUUUCAUGAACGAAAUCUUCUGAUGUUGGUUGUUCUCAAAUACCUUCAGUGCAUGUCAGUAUGUCAUAGAUGUACUUUGUUUGCAAAAUACUUAACAGUGCCCUGUUAACGCACUGUUAUUGAUCUACUGUAUCUCUGAUUUCACCUACAAAGUUUUGUGAUGCACAUAUUAAGGCUCAGAAAUUGCUCGAAGUCUAUGGAUGGCUUGAUUCUUUGUUUCAUGUAACUAUGAAACUGGUGACUACGAUACUUCGUUAGUUCAUCCAAGAAUGAAAUAUGCUGUUACAUGUUUUAUUUUUAGU
Messenger RNA from Oryza brachyantha (malo sina), 1776 nucleotides. RefSeq lists its product as uncharacterized. The record is from RefSeq and is a predicted model, not a curated record. NCBI's taxonomy places the organism in Eukaryota, Viridiplantae, Streptophyta, Magnoliopsida, Poales, Poaceae. The transcript is spliced from 3 exons. The coding region runs from base 1 to 1371 and encodes 456 amino acids.